Messenger RNA from Trichoderma asperellum CBS 433.97, 1849 nucleotides. RefSeq lists its product as uncharacterized. Lineage: Eukaryota; Fungi; Ascomycota; Sordariomycetes; Hypocreales; Hypocreaceae. The record is from RefSeq and is a predicted model, not a curated record. Gene Ontology annotation, molecular function: monooxygenase activity; iron ion binding; heme binding.
GCAGGACUCGCCUGCUUUCAUCUGCGUCUGCUUUUCACUGGCUUCUUUUCACCUCUUCCUCCCGCCAUUCUCAGACAUCCAUCUUGACCAACAGAAAUAAAAAUAGUAAAAAAAUUCAACACAUGAAUGUAUCUUUAUUUACCUAAAUAGAAACAAUGAUGACUGCUUGGGGUUGGCAGAUUUCGCCCUUCAGUUGGCUUACUACCACCGCACUAACACUCUUGACUUAUGCCGCACUUCGAAUUAUUUUUAAUCUAUUUCUACAUCCUUUAUCCAAUAUCCCAGGUCCAGUUACAUGGAAAGUAUCUCGCCUGCCUUUCAUCUGGGGUCUUCUAAGGGGGACUCUUGUUCAUGAUAUUGAGCGCCUGCACCGCAAGUACGGCCCCAUCCUACGAAUUUCGCCAAACGAUGUCACCUUUGCCCACGAAGAUGCCACAAGGGACAUCUUGGCUUUUCGUAAAGACCGCCAACCAUUUUUGAAGGAUCCCACCUGGUGGAAAGCCAACCCUGGAAUGCCGGACUCCAUGAUUAGCAUCAUUGAACCAAAGCAGCAUGCACGCAUUCGCAAUCUCCUGGCGCCUGGAUUCACACAGCGCGCCUUGAAGGAGCAAGAAGAUAUUUUACAUUUUUAUGUCAAUCUUUUAGUAGAGCGCAUACGGGAACUCGUGACCAAAGAGCCAGAAACUGGCGCCGUCAUCGAUGUUGUGCGCUGGUUUAACUUUACCACCUUUGAUAUCUUUGGAGAUCUUGGUUAUGGAGAAUCAUUCAACUGCCUCCAAGAUUCCAAGUAUCAUCCUUGGGUUGCUCUUCUCUUCAAUAGUGUCAAAGCAGUGUCUUUCGUGGCAGCAGCACGAUUAUACCCCGUAGUCGAACGCAUACUUUUCAUGUGUAUCCCGCCCUCGUUGAGAGAGAUGCAAAGGAACCACUGCCAGCUGAUUUCUGACAAGGUGAACAGGCGGAUGAACUUUGAGCUUGAGCGACCUGAUAUUAUGUCUCAUGUGAUACAAGGCGCAGAACGCCAAAGGCUACCGCAAACUACCGUUGAUACCACAUUUAUGGUGCUGACAAUCGCCGGCAGUGAGACGACAGCAACAGCGCUUAGUGGCACCCUCAACUAUCUUGUCAACAACACAGACAAGCUCGAUAUUUUGAAAAGAGAAAUCCGUCAGGCUUUCCCGGAAGAGAAUGACAUUAAUCUCGACGCCCUACGCAAGCUGCCAUAUCUUAACGCUGUGAUUAACGAAGGACUCAGACUCUGCCCUCCCGUCCCUUGGAUCAUCCCAAGGAAAGUGCCUGAGGGAGGGGGAACAGUUUGUGGAACAUGGCUUCCUGCAAGGACUUCAGUCUCGAUACAGGCAUAUACGCUGAACCGUGACCCGGAACAUUUCCACUUGGCUACGUCAUUUAUUCCAGAGCGUUGGCUACCUGAUGCUCGUACAGAUACCGAGUCUCCCUUCUUCCAUGACCGGCUACAGGCGGUGCAACCCUUCAGUGAAGGACCAGUUUCUUGCAUGGGACAACACCUGGCGCUGGCAGAAAUUCGCCUCAUCUUUUCCAAGCUGCUUUGGUCGUUUGACUUUGAGGUACUAGAGGAUCGGAAGAAAAAGUGGGAGGAUAUGAGGACAUUUCUUAUAGUUGAAAAGAAGCCAAUUGAGAUGAGAGCGAAACUGAGAGCUACAGCUUAGGUCGCAUGGCAUAUUCUGUUUCCCCACCACUGAUAAGAAAGGGAGUUAUACACUUGGCGAGAGACCUAUUAGUUAGAUACCCCGAGCAAGCAAUACAAGGGGACGGUAUGAUACCGCUGGUUAGCAGAAUACAUGUCUUUGCCACUGCCAUAAAUUAUGGCGCG